Molecule: messenger RNA, 912 nt
Organism: Exophiala viscosa
Lineage: Eukaryota; Fungi; Ascomycota; Eurotiomycetes; Chaetothyriales; Herpotrichiellaceae
Product: DnaJ domain-containing protein
Exons: 3
Coding region: 29-718 (229 amino acids)
Source: RefSeq, a predicted model, not a curated record
CAAACAACUAUUUCAGCCUGACAUCAAUAUGUCGGAACUUCCAGACUACUAUGCCAUCCUCGAGGUUGCUCCUUCUGCAACAGAGGAGGAAAUCAAGAGAGCCUACAAGAAGGCUGCCCUGAAAUGGCACCCCGACCGCGUUCCGUCUGAUUCCCCCGAGCGACCAAGGCGAACGAAGAUGUUUCAAAGGAUCAAUGACGCCUACUACACAUUGAGUGAGAAGAGCCGGCGGAGAGAUUACGACGAAGCUCGCCGCUUUCAAGGCACGGCUCAUUACGAUGAGGAUGCUGAUGAAGAGAUUCCACGUAAAGAGCCGGCAACUGGUGGGGCCUCCUGGGCCAGUUGGGGGUAUAAUACCUUCUUUGGUGGCCAAGGGCACGCUGCGCCAGAAGCAGACGGGACAGCAAAUGAUCAAUUCAAGAGUGCCUUCGAAGAGAUGAUGGAUGAAAACGACAUGGCCGACAACGCUGGAGACAAGAAAGUUCCAAAUCGACGCUUCUGGUCCCUCAUCGGCGGUGCUUCUGGUAGUGCUUUGGGUUUCAUCGUCGGCGGAGCCGUUGGAGUUCUCCCUGGCGCCGUAGCUGGAAGCCAGCUUGGUAAGAUCAGGGAUACGAACCAGAAGCCAGUGUACGCUGUAUUCCAGGAGUUGGAUCAGGGCAAGAAGGCCCGGAUCUUGAGCGAACUCGCCGCCAAGAUCUUCAGUGGUGCUAUAAGUUGAUCGCAUACACACAGAGUCUGUCAACGAGCUGCCUUUGGUUUUUCUUACACCUGGUUUCUAGGCUUUUCGCAUCAUGCUUGCUGGUCUACUUGGUGCGACGAGGCGGAGAUGGGCGGCUUCCCCAUAGGAGUACGGUGCAGGCGGUUUUUGUCAAUCUUUAGCCUGGUCCUUUCGUCAGAGUCCGUCGCGUUUCA